Cylindrotheca closterium is the source of this 642-nucleotide messenger RNA. The record is from the annotation of a GenBank genome assembly. NCBI's taxonomy places the organism in Eukaryota, Bacillariophyta, Bacillariophyceae, Bacillariales, Bacillariaceae.
AUGAACCCUCUUUCUCUCCGUCUUACAACAGCAGUUUUGAGUGUUCUCUUGUUGGCUUUCCACCCACAAACUGUUGUUGGAUUUGCCAAUGAGAAACCAACAGCAAAACAAGCUGCCUUCUUCUCCUCUUCGUAUCGAACCAGCAAGUUGUUGCAAAGCUCUCGUGUGCUUCCUUCAGAAGAGAUCUCGACAUCUUCUACGAUUGUCAAGGCCAUUCAUAACUUGCAAGAACGGUUCACCGAGUACCAGCAUGUUCGAAAGCAGCGCAAACUGGGACGAGAAGCUUCUUUACUAGCCUCUUAUUGUUCGGACAAGAACAGCAUGGUGCAAGGUUUUGUGCCAGUCGUCAAGGAAUUCUUGCACAAACCCAACAAGAAGCUACUUCAAAGCCAUGUCAUGGCCCAUCAACAAGCUCAAUACGACCAUUUGGUGCAUGCGUACCACGAACAAGCAUUGUCAAAAAGGGUGAUGAAAAGUAGUAGUAGUACAACAGAUGCUGCUAUCGGACCCCUUUCCAUUGGUCAAUGCCUUGUGCAAACUAGAAAAGAGGCCAAGGAUGCUCGUUUGGCCGCCAAAUAUGCUGCAAUUGAAUCUUUGGAAGAUCGCGCCUUUCAAAUUUGCAAGGAUCUUGGAAUGAUCUAA